AGUAAACAAAGCUUGGAAAGCUGUCGGCCUGUUCUCGCGGUGUCCUGCAGGUCUCGCGGUAUCUGGGCGCUGUGGCAGCUCGCUGAAACGUGUGCGUGCCGUCUUUUCCCCGAGGUGCAGGAGAGGAGCAGACGCGAGCUGCGGGCUGCUGCACAGACUUACUAAAAAAAUGGUGCUGUUGCACGUGUUGUUCGAGCACGCGGCGGGCUAUGCGCUGUUCGCCGUCAAAGAGGUGGAGGAGAUCGGCAUGCUGCUGCCUCAGGUGGAGGAGAGCGUGCUGAACAUUGGGAAGUUCAACAGCAUGGUGAGCCUGGCGGCCUUCUUCCCGUUCAAGUCGGCCCAGGCUGCUCUGGAGAACAUGAACGCCAUUUCUGAAGGUGUGGUUCACGCUGACCUGAAGUUGUUCUUGGAGACAAAUCUUCCCCUCUCUGGGAAGAAGAAAGCCGUGUUGGGGGUUUCGGAUGCCAAGAUCGGAGCAGCUUUACAAGAAGAAUUCACCAUUUCUAUCCAGACUGGUGGGGUGGUGGCAGAAAUAGGCAGAGGCCUGCGUCUGCACUUCCACUCCCUGGUGAAGGGUCUGACUGGCCAGGCUGCCUCCAAGGCACAGCUGGGUCUCGGCCACAGCUACUCCCGAGCCAAAGUCAAGUUCAAUGUGAACAGGGUCGAUAACAUGAUCAUCCAAUCCAUCGCUCUGCUGGAUCAGCUGGACAAAGACAUCAACACGUUCUCCAUGCGUGUCCGUGAAUGGUACGGGUACCACUUCCCAGAGCUGAUCAAGAUCGUGACCGAGAACUCGAUGUACUGCCGCCUGGCUCAGCUCAUCGGAAACAGAAAGGAGCUGUCGGAGGAGAGUCUGGAGAGCCUGGAGGAGGUGGUGAUGGACCACGCCAAAGCUCAGGCAAUCCUGGAUGCGUCACGCUCCUCCAUGGGUAUGGACAUCUCUCCCAUUGACCUGAUCAACAUAGAGAGAUUCUCUGAUCGUGUUGUGUCUCUUGCUGCCUAUCGACUGGAGCUGCAGGAGUACUUGCGCUCCAAGAUGAGCCAGGUGGCUCCAAAUCUAGCAGCCUUAAUUGGUGAAGUGGUGGGAGCUCGUCUGAUCUCCCAUGCCGGCAGUCUAACCAACCUGGCCAAGUACCCAGCCUCCACCGUUCAGAUCCUGGGAGCAGAGAAAGCCCUGUUCAGAGCUCUAAAGACUCGUGGCAACACCCCCAAGUAUGGGCUCAUCUUCCACUCGACCUUCAUUGGACGUGCCGCUGCCAAGAACAAAGGCCGCAUCUCCAGAUAUCUGGCAAACAAGUGCACCAUCGCAUCGCGCAUCGACUGUUUCUCUGAGGUACCCACAAGUGUGUUUGGUGACAAGCUCCGCGCACAGGUGGAGGAGCGCCUGUCUUUCUAUGAGACCGGCGAAGUGCCACGGAAGAACGUGGACGUCAUGAAAGAGGCUGUGAAAGAGGCUACCGAUGUCGCAACUGAGAUCAAGAGGAAACUAGAGAAGAAGGAAAAGAAGCGCAAGAAGCGUGAAAAGAAGUUGCAAGAACUUGAAGAAAACGGUGAUGCCAACGGUGAAGCUGAGGUGGAGAAUGGAGAAGCAGACACCCCUGUAGCGAAGAAGAAAAAGAAGAAGCAAGCGGCCGAGGAGGUGGAGGUCGAGGUCCAAGCAGAGGAGAACGGAGCAGAGGAAACUCCAGGAAAGAAGAAAAAGAAGCGAAAAGCUGAAGAGGUCCAAGAAGAGGAAGCCGCUGUCACAGACAAUGGAGCAGAAGACACUCCAGCCAAGAAGAAAAAGAAAAAAAAGACUGAGGCUGUGGAGGCAGAGCCCGAAGAAGAGGUCCCAGAAACACCUGUGACUGAGAAGAAAAAGAAGAAAAAGAAAAAGGAGGCUGAAAAUUAGAGGAUGAACGGAUCAAAGACUGAAUCUUUAUUUUUAUGUACAGUUUAUUUUUUAUUUUACUCUUAAUCUGUUAGUUCAUGUAAGCAGCUUCACGGUGUGCUGUCUUUUGUCAACCUCAAAUCAGGUUAGACCACAAAGAAAUGCUUAUAACUGUGCCUUUUUUAAGUUGAUGAACAUCACUUCUGUAAAUAGUGUAUCAUUAAAACCUUUUGUCAGGUAAAAA
Messenger RNA from Larimichthys crocea (large yellow croaker), 2114 nucleotides. RefSeq names its product NOP56 ribonucleoprotein homolog (gene nop56). NCBI's taxonomy places the organism in Eukaryota, Metazoa, Chordata, Actinopteri, Sciaenidae. Gene Ontology annotation, cellular component: box C/D methylation guide snoRNP complex; small-subunit processome. Gene Ontology annotation, molecular function: snoRNA binding. The transcript is spliced from 12 exons. Bases 170 to 1891 code for a protein of 573 amino acids. The record is from RefSeq and is a predicted model, not a curated record.